AUGCCAGAAACUGUGAUAAAUGUCAAAGAACUGGGACUAUUUCAAGGCGUCAUGAGAUGCCAUUACAAGGCAUUUGUAGGACCCUUUCCACCAUCUUUCAACAAUGAAUACAUAUUGGUGGCGGUGGACUAUGUGAGUAAAUGGGUGGAAGCAUUGGCGUGUCCCAAAAAUGAUGUCAGCACUCUGGCAAAAGUACUCAAACAUUAUGGUGUGAGACAUAAGGUAGUUGCACCUUAUCAUUCACAGACCAAUAGGCAAAGUGAGGUGUCUAAUAGAGAGAUAAAGAGGAUCUUGGAGAAAACAGUUGCUUCGUCAAGAAAGGACUGGUCACAGAAACUGGAUGAUGCUCUCUGGGCAUAUAGGACGGCAAUGAAGACAUCUAUGGGUUUAUCACCUUUUCAGCUAAACAAAUGCAAGAGGCAGAUGCUGGAGCUUGAAGAGAUGUGGUUACAUGCGUACGAUUCAUCCAGGAAUUACAAAGAGAAGGUAAAAUUCUAUCAUGGCAGGAAGUUGAUAAAAAAAGUCUUUAAUCCAUGGCAGCAGGUGUUAUUGUUCAAUUCACGAUUGAAGCUGUUUCCUGGAAAGUUGAAGUCAAAAUGGUCAGGACCGUUCAUAGUGAAAGGUGUGCAUCCACAUGGAGCAAUUGAAUUGGUUGAUCCAACUACUAAUGAUCCACAAAGAAGCUGGGUAGUGAAUGGUCAAUGUCUCAAGCAUUAUCUAGGAGGAGAAGUGGAACGCUUGUCCACAGUGAUGAAGUUGGUUGAUCCUUGA
Messenger RNA from Vigna angularis (adzuki bean), 771 nucleotides. RefSeq lists its product as uncharacterized. Lineage: Eukaryota; Viridiplantae; Streptophyta; Magnoliopsida; Fabales; Fabaceae. The transcript has 3 exons. The record is from RefSeq and is a predicted model, not a curated record. Gene Ontology annotation, molecular function: nucleic acid binding. Bases 1 to 771 code for a protein of 256 amino acids.